AUGUAUGUGUAUUUCGGCGCCGAUGGAGGCGGCGGUGGUGGAUGGAACAACGGCAACGGUGGUGGAUGGAACAAUGGUAACGGUGGUGGAUGGAACAACGGCAACGGUGGUGGAUGGAACAAUGGUAACGGUGGUGGAUGGAACAACGGAAACGGAGUCGGUGGAUGGAACAAUUGGAACGGCGGCAACGCCGAACGUGGUCGUGGAGGUCGCUGUCGUGACGGCGGCAACGGCGGCACCGCCGAACGUGGCGGCGCACAGAGGGGCCUGUGA
Molecule: messenger RNA, 273 nt
Organism: Macrosiphum euphorbiae (potato aphid)
Lineage: Eukaryota; Metazoa; Arthropoda; Insecta; Hemiptera; Aphididae
Source: the annotation of a GenBank genome assembly